Messenger RNA from Brassica oleracea var. oleracea, 975 nucleotides. RefSeq names its product putative pectinesterase/pectinesterase inhibitor 38. The transcript is spliced from 5 exons. Gene Ontology annotation, molecular function: pectinesterase inhibitor activity; pectinesterase activity. The annotation marks the transcript as partial. The record is from RefSeq and is a predicted model, not a curated record. Lineage: Eukaryota; Viridiplantae; Streptophyta; Magnoliopsida; Brassicales; Brassicaceae. Gene Ontology annotation, biological process: cell wall modification.
ACGCUGCACCCCAGUCAAUGCAACACACUUGUGAUUCAACAUCCAACGCAGAAAACUUUAGGAAGCGCGACAGAGUUCCUGAAGGUGUCCAUGGAACGAACAUUAGAUUGUGCCUUGAAAGCAAAGAACGACACCUACUCUCAGUUUGAUUCAGAGCAACUUAAAAACGGAGCUUGGGAGUAUUGUAUGGAAUUGUACGACCGGACCAUCCACAGGCUCAACCAGAGCGUGUCGUGUCCCGAGGACGUGUGCUCUAGAUCGGAUGUGCAUGCAUGGCUCAGCACCGCACUGACCAACCUAGAAACGUGUCGGGAAGGGAUGUCAGAGCUAUGUCUCUCGUCUGAUUCUUUGCAGGGCAUCAUUAUUGAUGUCACUAACGCCUUGGCCAUUAGUAUCGGCAAGACCAUCGUCACCGGCGACAGAAGCAAAGGCAGAGGAUUUUCCACUUUCAAAUCCGCCACGUUUGUGGCCGAGGGAGAUGGUUCGGUGGCGAGACACAUGACGAUCAGGAUCACAGCGGAGCCGGAGAACAAGCAGGCGGUGGCAUUGAGAUCGGAUUCGGACAGGUCAGUGUAUUAUAGGUGUAGCAUCCAAGGGUAUCAAGACACGCUCUACGUCCACUCAGGGCGUCAGUUUUUCAGGGAGUGCAACAUAUACGACACCGUUGACUUCAUUUUCGGAAACGCAGCCGCGGUCUUCCAGUGGGGCUCAUAUGCUAUGACGGUGGUGAUAGGAACGUUCCUUGGUCCUUUGAUUGAACCCAAAGGAUGGAUGGACUGGGGUAACCAGACGGCGCUUACCACUUUGUAGUAUAGAAACUCAGGUCCGGGUUCGAGUACAACAAACCGGGUCAAUUGGACCGGGUUUCAUGUGAUAUCAGAUAUUGAGGAAGCCCGUCAGUUUACAUUACACAACUUCAUCGACGCUGCUUCUUGGUUCCCCUCUGCUAAAGUCCCUUUCAGCACCCAUCUCUAA